GACGGCAGUAACAAAAACAUUGUUGUACUAUCAACAACCGAAUCGUGCGAAUCGAGUUUAUAUUUUGUAAUUUAUUUAUAUUUUGUAUUUUUAAGUUAACUGGUGUGAUCGGUACCUCUUGAAGGUACAUAUUUCUGUCUGAUCUGUACAUCUGAAGAAAUGAACGCAUCGGAAGGACUGGACGUGACGCCCUUGGAGGUAAUCCAUGAGUUCAUCGCUGGCGUGGACAAUGGCACCCUGCGCAGCGAUCUGGCCGAGGACUGCCUCCUGAACUUCUGCAGCCGGAGUGUGCCGGGUGGCCCGGCAGCCACCGGAUUCCUGAGGUCCCAGUUGACCCAUCGCUAUCGGCACGAUCGUUUCGAUGUGGCGGCGCCCAGCCUUCCAGACUUUGAGCUAUCCCUGUUCGAGCGAUUCGGCAGAUCCUUCGAUCGGAUGCGUCGUCGCCUUUACGAUCAGCGGGAGCGGGUAAGGGCCCCCACCACUACCACCUCUACGACCUCUACCACUUUGCACUUGCGUCCCGAGAGCGGUGAUGAUGAUGACGAACUGCCGGGCGAAAGGACGUUGCCGGUCACGCCCCCACGCCCAUCGAGCCAUGGACUGAGCACCCUAAAAUUUCUGGAGGCCAUUGGUCUGCUGAACAGCUGCAGCCCCAAUUAUAGCCGGGACGGCGGCGUGGAUCUGGGCGAGUUCUGUACGGUCCACCUCGUUUUGGGCUACCGCCAUGUACAGAUGCCCGCUCGUCAUGUGCGGGACAUUGAGAUCUGCCUGGUUGUCUACGAGUGCUAUCCCGUAGACAUUCUUUCUCCAACGGCCCGUCCUCCCCUGCGACAACGUGCCAAUGGACGCUGUAAUCCCACCACGGAUGACGAGGCCGAGGGGGCACCACCACCACCGGCACCAACAAGGCGCCGCAUGCGCGGUGUGCGCCGCACUUUGUUCGGAGAAGAGCGGAGGGAAGAGGAUGUGGGAGGUCGCCAGCUAACGCAGGAGCAGUCAGCUCGGACGGCAGAGGAUGCACCCCAGGAGGUGGAGGAGGAGGAAAUCGUCUUCACACUAUCCGAAAUCGGCUCUUCGCACAUCCUUACACCAAGGAAACGCCACCAAACCACCAGUGGCAACGAAAUGACACCAAAAAAGACGACUGGACAGAAACGGCUCCGUUUCUAAUGCUUCGAAUCCAGAUUGAAGCAAAAACACACAAAUGUUAAAUCCUAGUUUAGAUUAGUCCUAGUCGCUUUUCCAAAUCUCGGUAGCACAAAUUAUUUUCUAGGCUUUACCGGUUACCAUAUCAAGCAUACCCUACAAAUUUUCCGUAAUUAUUUAACGAAGACUGAUUGCACGCGUUCUGGUCCCGCUUUCAGGGAUCCCGCGACGCACUAGGCUAAUCCUUAAUAUGUAUUGUGUUACAUAGUCCUUUAUUUAUGUAUGCAUUAAAGUUAAAUGUUAA
Molecule: messenger RNA, 1450 nt
Organism: Drosophila gunungcola (fruit fly)
Lineage: Eukaryota; Metazoa; Arthropoda; Insecta; Diptera; Drosophilidae
Product: cell cycle negative regulator roughex
Exons: 2
Coding region: 160-1170 (336 amino acids)
Source: RefSeq, a predicted model, not a curated record